Messenger RNA from Drosophila suzukii, 1036 nucleotides. NCBI's taxonomy places the organism in Eukaryota, Metazoa, Arthropoda, Insecta, Diptera, Drosophilidae. The record is from RefSeq and is a predicted model, not a curated record.
CACUUCAAUAAUAAAAUAAGAGGGAAAAGGAUGUGCAGGAAGUCGCAAGAUGGGCAGAAACAUUUAAGGGAAGCCCAGAAAUUGAAAGUAUUAAUGGUAAUCUCUGGGGUAGUAUUGAUUUUUGGCGUUAAAAAGGAAAAUGCUCCAUGCGGGAAAAGUCCUCAGUUAUGUAUAUCCAAUUGGGUAUUGGAUUCUUGUUUAUCCCAUAGCUGUACAUUUCUUGUGCUUAAUAAUGAUAAACAGAUACGUGGAGAAAGAGUGGGAAGAUUAACAGCUAGCUAAAAAUACCUGUGGUUAAAAUAAAGUUUCAUCUAUAUUAUGACUACCUAAAUUAUAAAUAAAAUCCCAAAUAAGUCCUAGAGUGAUUUUAUUUUACAGUAACGCUCUAUUAUAGGGAUUUUUAUGAUAUCCCGCCUAUGGUCACGUGAUCAACAUGCAAAUGGCAUUAGAGCGGAGGGAAAAGCCUAACGACUCUGGGCCUCGAGCAACUUCAAAUCACAAUCGCAUGACACGAGUCGCAGGCCGGAAUUUGCACUUAAUAUGAAAUUCGUUAAUUUCCUCGUUGCUCUUUUUCCAUUUCCCCGCUGCAAAAAGGUUGUUAAAUUCGAUUGGACAUGCAAUCAGUGCACGAGAACUCAACUGCUGGGAGUAAAAUUUUAGAUUGAAUUUUAAUAACAGCAUUGCGCGGACACUAAUCAAGUAAUGCAACCAAUUUGGAACUGGUUCGAGCCCUACGAGUGUGUUUGUCCUUGUGACCAAGGAACGGACAACAUUGUGAACAAAUUUCGCUUGUUUUUCCUAAUGAAAACGCUAAUUUAUUGGACACACGCCAUGCUUAUGGUCACGGUUCUUUCGCCCAGGAUUUUUUCUAAUCUAAUUUAUAGGUGGUUUUGCUUGGGCUUGAAACCAGGAGUCUUGCUUUUUCCACUGGGCUCCCAUAAUUCACAUUUAGCCAAACCAUUUAUCAUACAUAAUAUGGGUUAUUAGAAGUGGAGUCCGGAUAUAAGAACUGAUUUUUAAGAAGAAUUGCAAAAUA